This is a messenger RNA of Morus notabilis, 3731 nucleotides long. RefSeq names its product valine--tRNA ligase, mitochondrial 1. Gene Ontology annotation, biological process: valyl-tRNA aminoacylation. Bases 443 to 3592 code for a protein of 1049 amino acids. The transcript is spliced from 21 exons. The record is from RefSeq and is a predicted model, not a curated record. NCBI's taxonomy places the organism in Eukaryota, Viridiplantae, Streptophyta, Magnoliopsida, Rosales, Moraceae. Gene Ontology annotation, cellular component: cytosol. Gene Ontology annotation, molecular function: valine-tRNA ligase activity; ATP binding; aminoacyl-tRNA deacylase activity.
UGGUGAAGCUAGGUUUUCACUUAUUGCCUUCUCUCAUUUUCUCACUCACCCGCCGCUAUCUCCUUCUCCAGAGAGCUCCACCGCCGCUCUGUUUGAAACAGCUCCAGCGCUGCUUCUUCUUCUUCUUCUCAGCUCCACCGGCGUUGGGGAGCUUCCCUUCUACCCUACGCCUACAUAUUCCACUCGCUCUAUCCUCUUUCAUCAUAUUCCAAGGCGAGGGAACGGGGCUUCUAUCUUUCUAUACAAAGCGGGACUUUUCUCUGAAAUCCGAACCUCGAGUCCAGCCUAAGCUCCUCGCUAAAUCCCCCACUCCAUCGGACGUUGUUCAGAGCGACCUCUCAGUCGUCGUCCCCAAAACCAGCCGUCGCGUGGAAGUAACGCCACCUUCUAUUGCUCUCAUUCUGGUCCCUGCGUUCCUUGCCUCUAUUCCGAAAAGGUAGAAAUGGAGAAGCCCGAAAUUGAAGAUCCAGAGAAGAAGAAGAAAAAGGAGGAAAAGGCAAGAGAGAAGGAGUUGAAAAAGCAGAAGGCUUUGGAGAAAGCCGCAAAACUACAGGCACAACAAGCAUCCAAUGCUUCGAAGAAGAGCGAAAAAAAGAAUGUGAAGCGUAAUACUGAGGAGGAGAAUUCGGAAGAUUUUGUUGAUCCAGAGACUCCUUUUGGUGAGAAGAAAAAGAUGUCUCGUCAAAUGGCAAAACAGUAUAAUCCAAGUGCUGUAGAGAAGUCGUGGUACUCGUGGUGGGAGAAAUCAAGCUUUUUUGUGGCAGAUUCUAGCAGCUCCAAGCUACCAUUUGUGAUUGUCUUGCCCCCUCCAAAUGUUACUGGGGCGCUCCAUAUAGGCCAUGCUCUUACUGCUGCUGUAGAGGACACUAUAAUUAGAUGGCGAAGAAUGUCUGGGUACAAUACCCUGUGGGUCCCUGGAAUGGACCACGCUGGGAUAGCAACACAGGUGGUUGUGGAAAAGAAGAUAAUGCGUGAACGUAAGUUGACAAGGCACGAUAUUGGUCGGGAACAAUUUGUGUCUGAAGUUUGGAAUUGGAAAGAUAAGUAUGGUGGAACCAUAUUACAACAACUACGGCGUUUAGGUGGCUCUUUGGAUUGGUCGCGUGAGUGCUUCACAAUGGAUGAGAAAAGAUCAAGGGCUGUCACAGAGGCUUUUGUUAGGCUUUACAAGGAAGGCCUUAUUUACAGGGAUAUUCGCCUAGUAAAUUGGGAUUGUGUCUUGCGAACAGCAGUAUCUGAUCUUGAGGUGGAGUACGAGGAUAUCAAAGAAAGGACUCUGCGGAAAGUUCCAGGAUAUGAGGAACCUGUUGAAUUUGGUGUUUUAACUUCAUUUGCUUAUCCUUUGGAAGAAAAAGAGCUAGGUGAGAUUGUUGUGGCCACUACUAGGGUGGAAACAAUGCUCGGUGACACAGCUAUUGCUGUGCAUCCUGAUGAUAAAAGGUACCACUGUCUUCAUGGAAAAUUUGCCAUUCAUCCUUUCAAUGGGAGACGCAUUCCUAUCGUAUGUGAUGCCAUUCUUGUUGAUCCGGAGUUUGGAACUGGUGCUGUGAAGAUUACCCCUGCUCAUGAUCCUAAUGAUUUUGAAGUUGGAAAGCGUCAUAAGCUUGAGUUUAUCAACAUUUUCACUGAUGAUGGGAAAAUAAAUGACAAUGGUGGCUCGGAGUUUGCUGGGAUGCCACGUUUCAAGGCCCGAGAGGCAGUUACUGAAGCAUUGAAAAAGAAGGGCCUAUUUAAAGAAGCUAAAAACAAUGAGAUGCGCCUUGGCAUCUGUUCUAGGAGCAAUGAUGUUAUAGAACCCCUGAUAAAGCCCCAGUGGUAUGUUAGCUGUGGUGGAAUGGCAAAGGAGUCUCUUGAUGCUGCCUUGGAUGAUCAAAACAGGAAGCUUGAGUUCAUCCCAAAGCAGUAUAUUGCAGACUGGAAGAGAUGGCUCGAGAAUAUUCGUGAUUGGUGCAUCUCAAGGCAAUUGUGGUGGGGUCACCGGAUACCUGCAUGGUAUGUUAUUCUGGAGGAUGAUGAUAUGAAAGAAGUUGGGUCAUAUAAUGACCGUGACCACUGGGUGGUUGCAAGAAAUGAGGAAGAGGCUCAAGUGCAGGCUAGUCAGAUUCAUGCUGGGAAGAAGUUCCAAUUAUGUCAAGAUCCAGAUGUGCUUGACACUUGGUUUUCUUCUGGUCUCUUCCCAUUGUCUGUGCUGGGUUGGCCAGAUGAAACAGAAGAUCUGAAGGCAUUUUAUCCAACUUCAGUUCUUGAAACUGGUCAUGACAUUCUCUUUUUCUGGGUUGCUCGUAUGGUGAUGCUUGGAAUGAAACUGGGUGGUAAUGUACCAUUUAGUAAGGUAUAUCUGCAUCCAAUGAUUCGUGAUGCACAUGGGCGAAAGAUGUCAAAGUCUUUGGGAAAUGUGAUUGAUCCCCUUGAAGUUAUAAAUGGUAUAACCCUUGAAGGUCUUCAUAAAAGGCUGGAAGAGGGUAAUUUGGACCCUAACGAAUUAGAGAAAGCCAAAGAAGGGCAGGUGAAGGACUUUCCUAAUGGAAUUGCUGAAUGUGGCGCAGAUGCUCUUCGUUUUGCUCUCAUCUCCUACACAGCUCAGUCUGAUAAAAUAAAUCUGGAUAUCCAAAGAGUUGUCGGUUACCGACAGUGGGGAAACAAAUUGUGGAAUGCAAUACGGUUUGCUAUGAGCAAACUUGGAGACGAUUACAUUCCACUGUUAAAUGUAAAUCAAGAAGUCCUGCCAUUUAGUUGCAAGUGGAUACUUUCAGUAUUGGCUAAAGCCGUCACCAAGACGGUUUCAUCUUUGGAAGCAUACAACUUUUCAGAUGCAGCCACUGCAGUUUAUUCAUGGUGGCAAUACCAGUUAUGUGAUGUAUUUAUUGAAGCGAUUAAGCCCUAUUUUGCUGGAAAUGAUCCGAGAUUUGCAUCUGAAAGGAGUUUUGCACGAGACACACUGUGGUUGUGUCUUGAUAACGGGUUGCGGUUGCUCCAUCCAUUCAUGCCAUUCGUUACAGAAGAAUUGUGGCAGCGUCUUCCUUCUCCUGAAGGGGAUUACAAGAGGCCAGCAUCAAUCAUGAUAAGCGAAUACCCAACUGUUGUAGAGGGCUGGACAAAUGAAAGGGUGGAGUAUGAGAUGGAUCUCAUCGAGGCUGCUGUAAAAUCUCUGCGUUCACUUGCGAAAGAAAGCCGUGAAAGACGGCCAGCUUAUGUGCAAAGCCGCAAAAUUCCAGUCACGGAGAUUAUUGACCAGCAUAAACUGGAGAUUAUAACUCUAGCCAAUUUAUCGUCUUUGACGGUAAUUGGUGAAAACGAUGCUGGUCCAGCCGGAUGUGUAGUAUCCGUCGUAAAUGAGCACCUUUCUGUAUAUCUUAAUGUUCAAGGUUCCCUUUCUGCUGAAGCAGAGCGCGAGAGGAUCAGGAAAAAAAUGGACGAGGUUCAAAAGCAAAAGGAGAAACUGUGGAAGAAGAUUAAUGAUUCUCGCUACAGAGAAAAGGUCCCAUCCCAUAUCCAGGACGACGAUGCUGCUAAGCUCAAGUCGCUCGAACAAGAGUUUGCGUCACUUCAACUUGCAAGUGAGCACAUUCAAGAACGAGCAACGGCAUCUUAAUUGUUCUGUCGCAUUGAGUUUCCUCCAUAUUAUUAUUAUUAUUGCCGUGAAACCUUAAUUCUUUUGGAGGAAAAUGGGGGGUUUUUUUUUUCCUUCUUUUUAUCUUGUUUUAUGUAAAAAAACAAAAGAAAAAAGAAGG